This is a messenger RNA of Neurospora tetraspora, 1200 nucleotides long. RefSeq lists its product as uncharacterized. NCBI's taxonomy places the organism in Eukaryota, Fungi, Ascomycota, Sordariomycetes, Sordariales, Sordariaceae. The transcript has a single exon. Bases 1 to 1200 code for a protein of 399 amino acids. The record is from RefSeq and is a predicted model, not a curated record.
AUGGAAGACCUCAAAUCCCCAAACCUCUCCCCCCUCACCUCUCUCACCAACACCCCCCGACUCCUCAGCCCGGAGCCCCGUGUCGAGCACGAGGAAACCCCAUCAGAAACCGCCCCGGACUUCGUCCCCAUUCGCCGUCCCCGCCUCCAUCCCCGCGUUCUCACCCUCUCCCACCUCCGCCUCCGCCGUCUCCGCCACCACCUCCCCCGCGACCUCGUCUCCAUCUCCAAGCUCUGCCGGGAUCUGCAGGAACGAGUAAACGAUGUUCCCCUUCCCAUCAUGCCAACCGUCCCAUCCGUCCCACAUUUGCGCUCCGCGGGGCCCGUCACCGUCUACGAACAAGCAGUUGCCGCCGCCGCCGCCGCGACUGAAGACGCCGAAAGAGUCGCCGACAUCAAAACCCAACUAGAACUACACGCCCACGAGCUAGAGGUCAUGAGAGGCGCCGUGUUUAAGCGGUUCGAGGACUUAUUUGAUGAGGAGAGGGAGAAGGUCUUGAAGAAGCAGGUGGAUUGCUGUUUCAGGGAUUUGAAGGAGUUGCAGGUGGAGGUUAAUCAUAGGAUUUGGAGUGGGCGGUUGAGGCAGCCAUUGCACCAGUUGGGGAAGGUGCACGUGAGCUUGGGGGGUGGGGUUAGGGGGGAGGGGAAGGGCAAGGAGAAGGGGAAGGGGAAGGAGAGGAAGGAUGAGAGGGAGGAUGAGAGGGAGGAUAAGAGGGAGGAUGAGAGGGGAGGGGAAGGCGAGCCGAGUGUCCAUGCUCGGGAUGUGGCCAUGGACAUGGACCUCAACAUGGGCGCCCAGUUCCAGUUCACCGAAUGGCCAGAGUUCACCGACGACGAAAUCAUGGCCAUGUUCAAAGAAAUGGAGGAGGAUUUAUUGGACGAGCCAGUCGACUGGGAGGAGAUUCUGAAAGCGGAAGCCAAGAGUGAGGAGGCGCAGUUGAGCAAGCCUGUUAAGAAGGAGUCGGAGGAUGAUCAGAUGCAGUUGGACGACGCGGAUGAAACGGAGACGGUUAGGGGGGACAACACCAAGGAAGAAGUCGACGGGGAGAGAAUGGAGGAUGUUGAUAUGAAGGAGCCCGAGGAGAGUAUAUGGAGCGAGGAAUCCGGAGGAGUUGACCCGAGGGCAUAUUUGCUGACGGCGCACCCGUGCGAUCCGGGUGCGGGUGCAAGCUGGCACUAUACGUGGAAUUGGAGGCAGUAA